CUCAGCAGUUGUUUCUCCCCAGUUGUACAUUUUGUUGCAGCACCAAAGAACCCGGAAAUAUCGGAGCCCAUCCACCUCUGGCUACCCUAGCUGCUGGAGAGCCAUUUCGGUUUUCAUCCGGUUGCUGGGAUGAUCUUGGGCAGCAUGAAGAAUUGAUGGCUCAGAGACCAGCCAUGGGUUUGAGAAAGCAAAAGAUCUCCGUGGCGGCAGGACUGUGAGCGGCAUCUGCAGAAAGAGGCAGGGGCUGGGAGUUCUGUCGUCAAAAGCUCUUGCCCUAGUCCCAAUGAGCCCACAGAGCCCUUGGGGGACAGAAGCAACUGAGGGGCCUUGAACGUUGAGAGCCUGUGAGGGCAGCGCCCAAGCAUUUCCACUACACACAUGUCGCUCGCCAUGAAAGCUCGGCAGAGGGUGAAGCGGAAGGGACCAGCCAAGGAUCGGGUCUUUGGGUGUGACCUAGUGGAGCAUCUCCAGUUAUCUGGUCGAGAUGUUCCUCAGGUUCUGAAGUGCUGCACAGAGUUUGUGGAACAGCACGGAAUAGUGGAUGGAAUCUAUCGGCUGUCAGGGAUCUCGUCGAACAUCCAGAAGCUAAGGCUUGAGUUUGACAGUGACCGCGGCUCCCCUGACCUCAACAAAGAUGUAUACCUUCAGGACAUCCACUGUGUGAGCUCCCUCUGCAAGGCCUACUUCAGGGAGCUGCCCAACCCUCUCCUCACAUAUCAGCUGUAUGAUAAGUUUGCUGAUGCUGUGGCUAUCCAGCUGGAAGAGGGCCGGCUGGAAAAGAUCAAGGAGGUGCUGAAGGAACUCCCAGCACCUCACUACAGGACCUUGGAGUUCCUGAUGAAACAUCUGGUUCACAUGGCAUCUUACAGCCCCCAGACUAGCAUGCACGUACGGAACCUGGCUAUCGUCUGGGCGCCCAACCUGCUCAGGUCCAAGGACAUUGAGGCGUCUGGCUUCAACGGCACAGCGGCCUUCAUGGAGGUCCGGAUCCAGUCCAUCGUAGUGGAGUUUAUCCUCGCCCACGUGGACCAGAUUUUUGGGGAUGCCCCUCUCUGUGCUGGAAGCCGUGAAUCUCUCAGGAAGUCCCUCCUCCUCCUGGGCUCACCGGUUACCUUUGCUGAUGAUAAAUACUCAUUUUCUUGCAACGUCCCAGCUGUGCUGAACCAGGGGGAUGGCCCACCACAGAUGCGCCCGUACCACACCAUAAUCGAGCUCACCGACAGCAAAAGAAAAGGCUCCCUUAAGGCAAAGAAAUGGAAGUCGAUCUUCAACCUUGGCCGAUCCAGUAAUGACUCCAAGCGCAAGUUGAACAAGCCAGAAGACAAAGAUGACAAGGUGGGUAAGAUGCGACUGCGGCCGGCCAAAAGCAUGGAUUCCCUCAGCUCCGUGCCAUGUCCUAGUGAUGAUGAUGUUCAGCUGGGGAGGAAAAAGAAGCAACUGACUCUGUGCCGCGACAGUUUUGACGGCCCAGCUUCUUUAGAUAAUAGUUUUCUGGAGUCGGAUGAGUAUCCAGAUAAGACGAAAACUGAAGAAACGCAAGGCGAGUCCGAGGGCGAAGCCACAGCCAAGUCGGAGCCCACUACCCCAAAGCCCAGCAGGUCCAGUCUUGUUGGGGUGGCCCCUCAAGGGCGAUCUCCCAAAGCCAUGCCAAGCCGGGCAGAGAAGUGCGUCGGCGUCCACAUCUCUGGGCCUUUCUCCGUCACGGUCCCUUUCCAUAUCACUUCCAACCUGACUUUAUCCCGGCUGACCCGGGGGCUGGAGUGUCCUGCCCUGAACCACUGUACCUUGGAGAAAGAUGCUGCUGAGGCCUCUGGGGCCAAAGAGGAAGAGCCUUCUAAGCAGGAAGAAACUGAGCAGAGGCUGAUGCCCACACUCGCCACCAGCGGGGAAGACCCUGGGGCAGAUGCAAAGGCAGAGAGCCUGCCGGACUCUGAAGAGAACCGGAUGUCUAUGGAGGUCCAGGACUCCUUCUCAUUCCUAGACAGCCAAGAGGCUUGGCUGGGUGACAGCCUGGAUGCAGAUCAGCCCUGGAAAAGCUCCAUCACAGCUCCUGAUUUUGCAAGCAAUGGCAUGGACAGUUUCCCAGUCAUGGAAGAUGAUGUGGGGAGUGGGUUCAUGAACGAGAUGAUAGUAGGCGGGAUGCAGCUGGAGAUGUUUUCAGCUGCCCCACCGAUGGAUUACCUGUCUAUUGAGGAGUGUAUGAAUGAGCACUCAGAAGAGGAAGAUGACCAAUACUAUCUGGCCAUGGGAUAUGUGGAUGAUGAAGAGCUAUCUAAGGAGGUUGACUCUGAAGAGGUCUACCUGAGUGCUUUCGAUGACCUCAGUCCCUUAGCUCAUGAAGUAGAGCGUUUCCAGCAAUCAGAUGGAGAUAGGGCUCCAGAUGAGGCCCCUCCUCUGGGGAACAUGCUGGAAGACCAACCCUUCAGUCUGUCUGGAGGGAUCUCAUCUGAAGACCCAACUGGCUCCCAUCUCUUUGAAGAUGGUACGGUGCCAUUCCUAGGUGGCCCUCAAGUUCAUGCCCUGGGAUUAGACAAUUGCCAUCUAGAUUCAGAUUUAGCCAAUCUGUCUGAGGAAGAGUCAGGGGACUUCCCAAAUUCUAGAAGCAAUUUCAAUGAGCUGGAAACACUUGUGACAGAUGAAGCUGAGGACGCCAAGGCAAAUCCCCGCCUGCCAGUGUUGCAGAUAGAGGGUCCAAACGCUGGAGGUGGAGAUGACCUGCUUCUAGAAACGGGGUGCUUGGUGGAAGCCAAAUGCCCUGAUGGAGUUCCAGAAACUUCCCCACAAAUAUCUUUAGUUCAAGAGAAUCAAAACCAUACAACCCAACCAAACCUUGAAAAUGAGUGGGAACUGCACACCCAGAAUGCAUUAGACGUAGAGGCAGUUGAAUGGCCUCCUUGUACCCCCGGUGUAAAGGCUGCUGGAUCUACCCAACAGGUAGCUGGAAUGUCUGACAAACAUGCCGACUGCAAGUGCCUGUUUCAAGAGGCAGAGCAGCUACAGAGUGGAGAGACUGCCCUUCAUCCUCAGACAGUAGGAGCUCCUUCAUCCCUGGAAGAUCCCACCUUGCUUAGGGCUCGCCUUUCUUCUUUGCUGGACAAUUGUUCUGAAAAUGCUUCUUCCAACAGGUCCCCAGUGCCUGCCCCAAUGCCUGUAUCGAGUCCUGAGCAUGAUGCUUCAUCUGAGAGAGCCCCUUCAGACAUCCCCUUGCCCAGCAGUUGCAAUGAUGCCUCGUCGUUCACGGCCUCUUCUCUGGGCUGCCCAGAACGUCUUCCGCAGACACCUCCGCAUGCAGUGCCGGUGAAAGCUUUAGAUGCCCUCGGUGAUGGAAGCGUUCACAUGAAAUUGACCUCAAGUACCAUCAGAGUGCAGCAGGUGAAAUCUUUCCCAGUUGUGCCUCCGAAACCCCAGUUUGCCAAGAUCCCUCCUUCCUUAAUCCCAAGAACUCCGAUCAAGGAAGUUUCUACCGUGUGGCCCAAUCCACCUGUCCCAGAUGAGAACUGUGGAAAUGGGACGAAGGAUGAGUCCAACAAAGCCUCUUUGCGCAGGCCCCUUCGCCCAGCGAGCCUGGACAUGUACUGCAACACCACAGAGAACGCUGAAAAUGUAGAAACACUCUUGGCUUCUUCCAAGCUGUCCCCCUCCCUAAAUAAUUGUAGUAAUUCAGGAACCUCCCAGAAGCAGCGGAAUUCCAUGCCUGUCUGUUUAGAGAAAUAUGACAGAGAUUACGAGAGUGGAGGAGAUUCAGUACCAAAACCACUGUGCUCCCCGCUGGAUAAACACAGCCUCUGGCCCAAGAGUGGUCUGCUCAGUGGAGAUGACCUCCAUAAUACGAAGUGCUCUCUGCCAGAGAGUUUGGAUAAAUGCAGCAGCAGCAACACCAGGAGUGAAGACGAGAAAGGUGAGCCCUCCCCAAAGCAACUGCCAGGGCCUGUUUUACUGGAGAAGUGUAUCAGUGAGGCUAGUGGGGCUGCCCCCCAGAAGCAGAGAUUGGCCAGCUGGCGCAAUGGGGGCAGCAGGUCAUUUGAUGAGGCUGUUGCUCUUGCCAAAGGGAGACAUGUGGGUCAGACCCCAAUGAGGAGGAUGCAAACCUAUUCUUAUGGAGACACAGAGAGGCUACACGACCCUCCCAGAACAGAGAAACCUCCCCCACACCCCAAACCUGCUCUGAAGCCUCUGGGACAGCGGCCCCUGAGACCUCUGGCCUGCACAGGCACAGCUGCAGUCCCAGACGCCCAUAUUUUGGGGAAGCCAUUCCUUGCUCAAGCAUUGCCUGACAUCACCCCGGAAGGUCAACCCUCUCCGAACCAGGAAGCUCUGUCGCUCACUCAAGAUCUCCCACCAAGGAGCAGGCUGAGCUUGCAAACGACAGGACGACGCUCAUCCAGCUCAGAAGAGGCACUUUUUGCACUGCCACAGGAGCAGAGGUGACUGGCUUUGGCAAUCGCUUUCCAGAACUGGUCUUCAACUGUGCUGUGUCGCGUUCUGACCCCAGACUUUUGCACUGAUGCAGCACCUCCCCACCCCCAAAUUAGGGUGCAAGAACAUAAGAAGAGUUUUGCUGGACCAAACCAACCUUAGCAAGGAACUUGCUUUCUACAGCAGGCACCCAGAUGCCCAGCAACAGGGCCUGAAAGCAACAGGGUUAGCUGCAGGAGCCACACCCACGUAUGACACAGCCACGGGAAUGGUGUGGAUGCUACCAACUGGGACCGCUACUCAAAUUGAGGCCUACGUGGUGGAAAGCCACAUGGCGCAAUGCAAAAUAAACAACAUAUUUGAGUGGGGAGACUUAAAUCAAGGCAACUAAAAUUACUAAACAAGAAAAAAAGAGAGCAAUUUAAAUCAAGCUUACCCUUUUGAAAUGUGUGUAUUUUCUGUCCAACCAUGCAUGGGAUUAGCGAUGAAAACAUAUUUGUUGAUGCAACUAAGUAGAACCUACACCCCACAUGGCUUUUUGCACUGAAGCGCUGUAUCUGCAUAGAGGCAAGAGACAGAUUUCUGUCUAGCAGUGUCUUUUACCAUGCAAGGAUACUAGGUAGGGUUGCCAGGUCCAUGGCCUGAGCCUGAGCCUGUAUCUUUAGAAGAGAAAGUCAGCUAAGUGC
Messenger RNA from Rhineura floridana, 5102 nucleotides. RefSeq names its product Rho GTPase activating protein 30 (gene ARHGAP30). Bases 379 to 4428 code for a protein of 1349 amino acids. The transcript has 12 exons. Gene Ontology annotation, molecular function: GTPase activator activity. The record is from RefSeq and is a predicted model, not a curated record. Lineage: Eukaryota; Metazoa; Chordata; Lepidosauria; Squamata; Rhineuridae. Gene Ontology annotation, biological process: small GTPase-mediated signal transduction.